This is a messenger RNA of Pieris brassicae (large cabbage white), 2770 nucleotides long. RefSeq names its product carboxylesterase 1E-like. The coding region runs from base 1 to 2220 and encodes 739 amino acids. Gene Ontology annotation, cellular component: synapse; postsynaptic membrane; cell surface. The transcript has 5 exons. The record is from RefSeq and is a predicted model, not a curated record. Lineage: Eukaryota; Metazoa; Arthropoda; Insecta; Lepidoptera; Pieridae. Gene Ontology annotation, biological process: neuron cell-cell adhesion; presynaptic membrane assembly; chemical synaptic transmission. Gene Ontology annotation, molecular function: signaling receptor activity; neurexin family protein binding.
AUGCUGUUUUUCAUUGUAUUAUCGUUGUUAUCAACUGUUCUUUCAGCGCGGGAACCGAAACCGGUCACUCUAGCUAACCAAGGCACAAUAUCUGGAAUGUAUAUCACGAGAUUUCGGACGCGGAGGAUCGCAGCGUAUCUCGGUAUCCCGUAUGCCCAGCCUCCAGUUGAAUUUAGAAGAUUCAGCCCUCCAGAGUACACGGAUUUGCCACAGUGGGAAGGUGUGAGAAACGCGACAGCAUUCGCGCCGGACUGUAUGCAGAGUGAUCCUAAGAAAGAGGACGUCCUGAAUCCACUGAACCGACACGAUGAGCUAUUUAGAAAAUUGUUGGAGGGGCAAAUGGAGGAGCCGCGGAAGAAGGAGUAUUCAGAAGAUUGUUUGUUCUUGAAUGUGUAUGUGCCUGAUGAUUUAAAGGUUGAAGGUUAUCCUACUAUGGUAUGGUUUCAUGGCGGAAAUUUCGUACGGGGGAGCCCAAAUUCAAUCAACCCAUUUCAACUUGUCCUAAAACAAAAGGUUAUAUUUGUCUCUGUGGCUUACCGUCUGAAUAUAUUUGGAUUUUUUUCAACACUUGACAACGAAGCACCCGGUAAUUUUGGCUUAUUAGACCAAGUCGCUGCUUUAAAUUGGGUUAAGAAUAACAUCGAAGGUUUUGGAGGCGACCCUGACAAUGUUUGUAUAUUCGGGCACGACGCAGGGGCUGUGAGCGUGGGUCUUCAUUUGCUCUCUUCAUAUUCAUCAGGGCUCUUUCAAAAAGCAAUUGCUAUGAGUGGAAACGUUCUCUCGCCGGAUACAGUGAAUAUAGCGCGAAAAGAAAUUGUGACAGUUGAUAAAGUUGCAACUGCAUUCAGCUGUUUUAGAAAGCCUACCUACCAACUGCUGGAUUGUCUUAGAAGAGUAAAUUAUCAAGCGCUUUUGGAUAUCGGUGAACCGCUAGCAGAAUGGAAACCUCUCGUCGAUAACGGUUUCAGCAAUAUUUCAGUUCCAUUCCUAACAGAUUUGCCAAGCAAAAUGUUUGAAAAUGAUAUAUUUAGCCCCGUCCCAAUUUUGACUGGCUUCACUAAUAUGGAAGAUGCUCUGUUACUUGAUAAGGAUGGAAACGAAGAUUCAGGUAUAAGUCAAAGGGAAUUCGAUGUUAUGCGCGAAGAAGUAGUUCUUUCAGAUAUCACUGUUGACAAUAGUUCAUGUUUCACAAACCAACAUCAUAUUCAAGAUGCAGUUGCAUUUUUCUAUAAACCUAUUCCACCAACAACGAACGAGACUGUCUUACGAAAACAAUUUCUCGAUUUUUAUACGGAUAAAGUUUAUGGAGCAACGACAUAUCAACUUGCAAAGUAUAUUAGUAAGCACGCUCCUAUUUACUUGUAUCGGUUUGACUUAAAGCCAUUUUCUGAUAUAGCUAAUGAAGGUAUUCCUGAUUGGGUAGCAGUUCCGCACAAUUUUGAUUUGAUUUUUACAUUUGGGAUGCCAUACUUACCACUACCUGAAGACUUGAAUAAAUGGGAUUAUAGAGAUAAGAGCAUAUCAGAUAUAAUAAUGAAAAUGUGGACCAAUUUUGCAUGGUAUUCGAAUCCGACGAACUCUGGAGUAAUCAUACAAUGGAAUCCUUUUGAAGUGGAGAAGCCCGGUUUCUUUAUAAUUGAUAGGAAAAAUUUUACGAUGAGCACACCAGAUACAGUGAAUUACAAAGCGUUUGAGUUUUGGACAGAUUUCUAUCCGAAAGUUGUGGAAAUUGGAACUAAAUGUUGUAAGGAAGCAUUCCUAUCGCAAAUGGUGAUUUUGCUGAUGUCUGCGUAUUUGAUUAACGGUCAACGUCCUUCAUUCGCGGGUUUCCGCCCCAUUGGUUAUCCAGAGUUGCAAAAUAAAACAAAUGAUGAACUUGGAAAUAGAUUCGGUGAUGAUGGAGAACUGCUUCCAUUGCCCAUAGAAGCGAAAGGCGAUAGAGAUCUUGUGAAUAGGAUCAGCAAACUUCCGUUGGACAAACAACCUUUCUGGUACAUCAACUGGAAGGCUUUGGAGGCGAACAGGCAAAACCCACAGAAGUACGACCAGAGGCCUAACGUAUUUAUUGACCAGUCAUCGAAUGCAAACCAGAAUACAAAUUUAAAUAAAGAACAGGGUGUUCAGAGUAAUUUGGAUUCAACAUUUAAUACCGAACAAACUCAAGCGCCAGUCAAUGAUAGAAUUGUUGAGCGAAGACGGAAAUACAGGCAACGUUUUUAAAAUAUAAAAUUCUAACAAAACCAGAUAAAUAUUAAUACUGUAUAAAAAGUUUACUCAGACAUCAUCACACACUAACGUAUGAUACUUAAAAGAUUUUAUGUAAUAUUUCAAUAUAACAAUUCAUAUGUAUUUAUAAUACACGCCAAAUCCGUGUUAAUAAAAAUACAUUUUUUAUACAACAAUAUCGCCUUAUUAUUAUAUAUAUUAUCGCUGUAAAAGUCGAAUUAUUUUGACUUUCCGAAACAACUAAUGAAUUUCAAAUCUCUGGUUAAACAUUGUGUUGCUAAAAGCAUAGUUAAUAAUCCAAUUGCGCUGAGAUUCUCUGAUCUUUUUUAUUUCAAGUAGAAGAUCAUGUCUGAUACAUGUCGUCUUUUGGAUUUGAGACAAAAAUAUCAAGUUUUAAAUGCGCUUGUCGACAUAAUUUCCAUCUGUGCACAGCCAGGGAUCUAACCUAAGACCUCAGGGAUGAGUCGCACGCCAACACUGCUUUGAAGUUGUCAUAAUUUUGUGUAACGGAAAUAAAACAUUGUUAAAGUAAUAAAACACAUUA